AUGUUCAAACGAAUAGCUCGUUCUCUUCUCAAAUUUGUCUUUUCUAUCUACACUUAUCCACUUAAUUUUUCUACCUUUUUUCUUCAUUAUCCAGCAGCUUACUUGUUUCAUUUUGAAUGCAAUAGGUGCAGUAAUAAUGCAGCUAAAAAACAUUAAUGACACUAGCGAUAGCUAGUGACUAAUUUUGCCGUCCCUAUGAAUGCAGAAAGAGAGUUGCUUUUGUCGUUGAUCAAAGAGUGGCGCAGUAUGCAAUAAUCAGCUGUUAUGGUUGUUACAGUCCUCGCGGAAUAAAAAGGGCCAGAUUCUUACAAAUCAUCUUGAUUCGAUGAAUCAAAGAUGACAACCGACCCGAUUCUUUAACACUUGAUAGUUUAUUCGAAAAAUGCUACGCAUCUUUCAGUGUAACCUCCGCCACCGUAUUUUUCGAAUUUUUCCACUUAGAAAUAAAUUGAAGUCUGAAUUAUUUAUGUAAAAGGUUUUUAAACAUAAGGUAAAUUUAAUGAUCCCAUGGGUGCGUGAUCAAAUAGCAGAGGCCUGGCAUAACAGAAAAAGUUCAAGGACAGCCGACAGGCGGUCCUUGGCCCUUUCUUCUGUCAGCACAGGCAAUCCUGCAAGCAACAACACCAUGCUUAUGCCCUUACCUACCUCACUUGAAAGCUUUUCUGUCAAUGUUAUCAGCCUAGAAGGUAAUGUAAUGGAUGUUACGGUGAAGCCAGACUCCACAGUGGAAAAUAUAAAAAAAACAGCACUAAUGCAUUUCUAUGGUCAAGACACAACUAAAUCCAUCUCACGAUAUCGCUUAGUUCAUUCAUCCAAAUUUAAACAGCUUGUAGAUGAAAAUUAUGUAGACGAUGAAGAUGUUAAUGAAUAUGAUGAAUUAUUAUUAGUAGAAAUCCGAUCAACCAUUGUACAAGAGAACCUUACAGAUGAAGCUCUUAAAGGUCCAAAUUUAGAAGCAAUAGCUAGAGCUACAAGUAACCUACCUAGUCGAAAUACACCUAAAAUUGUGCCAUCUACAGAAUGUCCUGCAGAUUUUCAGAAUGAGAUUCGUAAGAUCUUAAUAACACUUGUGCAAGCCUCUGCAAAGAUUUUAAUGCACAGUCCAGAUGCUGGAAAAUUAUAUGAGAUUAUCAAAGAGAAAUUAGAAGCCAGGUGUAAGCCUACUAAUGAUCCAAAAGUCGUAAAAACUCUUAUAGAAAUGGGUUAUUCUCACAAGAAGGUUCUCAAAGCACUGCGUCUUCGAAGAUCAAAUAUGACAGAAGCUUUAGAAUGGCUUAUAGAGCAUCAGGAUGAUUCCGAUGAAGAAGAGGAUGAUGAAGCAGAUAUUUUAUCUAUGGAUACAACAGUAGAUGCAAAUGUCGCAGGUCCUAGUUCUUCAAUAAAUACUAAGAAAAAAUCAUUAAAAGAUGCAUGCGUUGAACUUUUUGAAACAGGAAAUCAAAAGGAAAAAAAUCUAGUCCAAAUUGUAGAAUUGUUGUUAGAAAGUUUUCGACAGUACAAGAAAAUGGAAUUUAAACCAAAUAAGAGAGCAAUGCGAUCGCUUAUAGAAAUGGGUUUUGAGGAGAAGAAUGUUAUAGGAGCAUUGAAAGUUACUGGAAAUGAUCAGGCUAAUGCUUGCGAAUGGCUACUGGGCGAAAGGAGACGCAGUUUACAAGAUUUGGAUGAGGGCCUCGAUCCUGAAGGCUUGAUUUAUAAAGCAAUUAUGAGUAAUCCUCACAUUCAGCUUAGUCUUACAAAUCCUAAAAUGUUACUUGCAUAUUUGUCUAUGAUAGAGACACCUGCGUCGACAAACGUGUGGAUUAACGAUCCUGAAGUUUCACCUGUACUUAGUCAAAUAUCUAAAACAUAUCAUGCUGAAAAACAUGCCAUCCACAUGAAUCGUUAUACCUAGCGCUACUAUGAAACCUAUUCGAAUUUCUGUGGAACAUCGAUAUUUUUGUAUAAAUUUACAAAUAACUUUCGCAGAGAUUUGGAAUAUCAAUCACCAAUUCGUGAUUAUCUGUAACUAAUUGCUUGCUCGCAUAUAAUUAUAAUUAUAUAUAACAAAAUUAUGCAUAAUUAUAAUUAUUGCUGAAGAAUAUUACACAUAUGAAAGUUUUCGUAAGAUAUACAAUAUGCUGUAAUAUGCUAUCGAUUGCACACAUAAUGAUCCUUAUGUAAAGUGCUGCAAAAUUGCUUUCGACGUUGUCAACAAGAUACCCGUUGACAGUUAAUAGGCAGAAUGUGCUUUAAUAUAACAAAGUAGCUGCUAUUUUUUCGUGUGUAAUAUAAAUUCUUAUAGUGAAAUCAAAUCUAUAUUAAAUAUGCAUAUUCCUCAUCUCUAAUUCAAAAUGCUAGACACAUACUACUAAGCGUAUAACAUGCUGAAAUAUAUAAAGUUGCAAAAAUUAUUGCAGCUUUAAAUUACUGCUGUGAUUGCCUUUAUUAAAAUAAAUAUAUUGACUAAAUUGAAA
This is a messenger RNA of Linepithema humile (Argentine ant), 2453 nucleotides long. It is a transcript of the gene Kpc2, whose product is annotated as Kip1 ubiquitination-promoting complex subunit 2. The record is from RefSeq and is a predicted model, not a curated record. Gene Ontology annotation, cellular component: ubiquitin ligase complex. NCBI's taxonomy places the organism in Eukaryota, Metazoa, Arthropoda, Insecta, Hymenoptera, Formicidae. Gene Ontology annotation, molecular function: protein binding.